GACGGAUCAGACUGUGUUCUGGGAAGGACCUGAAGAUGUCCACAGAUGCCCACAUCAGCUGCCAGCCUUUGCAACCGCUAAAGCCACUGAUGCAAUGAGCGCUUCCUCCUUCCCUCGCUCGCAGCAUGCUUGCUGCUGUGCCACACGUGCUGCUGCCCAGGGCAGGAUGGCGAGCUGGCAGGUGCCCGCGGCAGUGUGGGGGCUGGACAGGCGCGCCAUGCAGCGCACGGCCGGCCUGGGCCGAGACGUUCUGGAGCGGGCCAAGAGGAGGAGAGUGGACUGGACCCCCCUUGUGCAGCCGGAGGAGAGAAGGGGAGAAGAGGAGUCUGUCAACCUCGACACUGCCUUUGCGACGGUAAUGGAGUUCAUGGAGCGGACCACGAGGCAGUGUAGGAAGUAUUAUUCCUCCAUGCCGCUGGAGAACAGGAAGGAAGGGGAGAUUGAUCACAUCUGCAGAUUUCACAGGAGAAAGUCUUGGCAGCCUCCUGCUUCAGGGAUGACGAAUCAACAGGUAAGCCACACACUUCGAGAGCCCUAUGGUGUAGUCCGAACGGCCAAGGCUAAGCCAGCCUCCCAGGAACCUGCCAGGACCUUUUCUAAAGACUUCUACCUAGAAGUUUCUCCGGGGACCUAUUCGGUCACUGCGUGCUCGAGCGAUUUACGGCAGACUCACGUGGUGGAUAUCGAAGCGGGACAAAGUCUGGAAUUGACUUUCCACAUAUAAUACCGGCCAGAACCUUUUUAAAUACGACGAAAUAAAGCCAAGAUGGCUGGACGUCUUUGGUUGUCUUUAGCCGCACCCAGACUUGCUCUCUGGCUCUCCCCAUCUUGCCUCGUCUCUUCCCUCCUCUGACCUCACAAGCUCAGGGAGAAGAGUCCAUCUCGUAGAUGGGCAAUCUGAAUCUUAAGACACAUCUUUGACUCAAGACUUUUGUCUGUCAGGGGCUUUUUACUGCGUUCUUUUUUUAGCUUUGAGAAGGCGAAAUCAUGAAAUUAAAUGGAGGACUCUAAUUUUUGUAAAUGAAGAGAACGUAGUGAAACAUUAUCACUUCUAGGAGAGAAAAUACAACCCAGAUCGUAGCGGAUUCCAGGUUGGCGGGUGACGGAGCAGAGAUGAGGAGAGCAGGUGGCGGGCCAGCCACUUGGGAUCGCCAAUAUGGCAAAAAUAAAAUCCGUAAAGGAAUCAGUGGAACAUCAGGGAAGAUGUCAUGAACCUUUAGGAAGAACCCCUUCAACCAACUUGUGCAAAACUGUUCAGAAAGAGAAGUCCUGAUCUCUCUCUCCAGUAACCUCUAAUGAACCCUGGCGGCUAGAUUUUCUAAAGCUCCUUUACGUUUUAAGCGGAGGAAAAUUCACUUCUUCCUGUACUCUCGGCUUGGCAUAAGGAUUAAUAACUCCCGCCCAAUAUUAAUAACCUUCGUGAUAUUCCAAACAUUCAGCUUUUCAGUGGGAAGGCUGUUCAGAGAUCAAGUUCCUCCUGGCUUCCUACAAAGAGAAACUGGUAGUUGAGACUUCUCUGGAGUUUGACACAAGAACAGACUUUCGUCAAAACCUAAGAAGUUUUUUUUAAGCUUUUCCAAGGAACCCUCAGCCUGGCCCCCGCAGCACCAACCAAGAUGGAAGAAGUAUUCCGGGAAAGAUGCUUUGAGGUAAAGGAAACUCGGGCACCGAAGAGGGUGUGGCUGCAGUCGAGAAUGGACUUGGUCUCCAGAGGAACAGGAACUUUAGUGGAUUUAGAGAGGUUCCUUUUCCUCUUGUUUAAAUAUCCAGUCGUUCCUCACAGCUAAGACUUUGUGGGGAACACUGCCGGCCAGGGAUUCCGAAGCCCGUGGACUCUUACCUGGAACUGCAGUGGUUUUCGUUAUGAACUUUCUGGUUUUGCUCCUCUCUGCUUCGCUGCAGGUGCUUCCCCCAUUCUCCCCUCUGCUCGUCCUCUUUGGGGACCAACAGCAGCUUUGUGUCCUGCUGAACUGGCUCCUCUGCCUCCUCUCCCUCUCCGAAACACUGGGCCAUCUCGUUCCUGGAGCAAAAAGGGAAGCAGGCAACACCAGUUGCCAGAGCCUUAAUCCGCGGGAGUGAAUUUAACGUCGUGUGGCGUGAUUUUUUUUUACCUCGGUUCCUCCAGGGUCAGAGACUCCCUGCUCUAGACUCUAUUUUAUAAAGAAAUA
Molecule: messenger RNA, 2168 nt
Organism: Tachyglossus aculeatus (Australian echidna)
Lineage: Eukaryota; Metazoa; Chordata; Mammalia; Monotremata; Tachyglossidae
Gene: AKIP1
Product: A-kinase interacting protein 1
Exons: 7
Coding region: 95-724 (209 amino acids)
Biological process (GO): regulation of non-canonical NF-kappaB signal transduction
Cellular component (GO): nucleoplasm
Source: RefSeq, a predicted model, not a curated record